CCCCCCAGAAGCAGAAGAAGCAGAAGAAGAUAAGAGGGGAACGAGGUUGAAGAAGAAGAUCUCCAGAAAUGAAGGAGACGGAGAUCGAGGCCUGAACUGAAGAGAGAGCGCGAGAGAGAGAGAGACGCGACGAGGAGGAAGGAAGGAAGGAAGGCGGCGGCGGCGGCGGCGGCGGCGGCAUGACCAAGUCCGGCGGGGGGAAGCGCCCCUGCGACUACUGCGGCGAGUCCACCGCCCUCCUAUACUGCCGGGCCGACUCCGCUAGGCUCUGCUUCGCCUGCGACCGGGAGGUCCACUCCACCAACCCGCUCUUCGCCAAGCACUCCCGCUCCCUCCUCUGCGACGCCUGCGACGCCGCCUCCGCCUCCCUCUUCUGCGAGGCCGAGCGGCUCCUCCUCUGCCAGAACUGCGACUGGGAUCGGCACAGCGGCGGCGGGGGGGCGGCUCACAACCGGAGGCCGGUCGAGGGGUUCGCCGGGUGCCCUUCGGUGGGCGAGAUUUUGGGCAUCUUGGGCGUGGACGAUUUGGGGUCGAAGGGUCCGCCGUUGGGUGGUGAUGAGGGUGGGCAUGGGGGUGGUGGUGGUCGUGGGUUUUCGGAUGUUUUGCUUUGGGAGACUCCUGCUUUUGUUAGUCUCGAUGAUUUGAUCGUUCCCAGGGAUGAUGCGUGUGCUCUUCGGGCUGUGGAUGUUCCUCCUCUGCCUAAGAAUAGAAAUGCAACCUGUGGUCAGCACAAGAAAGAAAUGCUACGCCAGCUCCGCUUACUUGCUAAACCAGAAUCUAACUUGAACUUUGAAGGAGGGGAGAUUGAACCAUUGGAUGAUUUUCACUUGCCAGUUUUGAAUCAAGCUCUUCAGCCAGCAAAUAUUCACACUGGAUGUGAAGAUAGAGAUCAAGUUGGAUUUCACAAAAUUGAGGCAACUGACUUUCAGUGGUUUUCUAAUGACGGCGACGCCAGAAACCAAGCUUAUGACCGUUCUUCAUUCUUUGGUAGCUACGGAGAGGAAAGUCCUACAGCUUUAGACAAAUAUCCAGACAUCAGUUUUCUGAGUUCUGCCACUGAAUGUCAUGAAGUACCAUCCGAAAAUCCCAUCAAUUCAAAUCCUUUGCCACUGGUUCCAUUAACUAGCCAGGAGAGAGAGUCUGCAAUCUCACGCUACAAGGAGAAGAGAAAAACAAGGAGGUAUGAUAAGCACAUCAGAUAUGAAUCACGGAAAGCCAGGGCUGAGAGCAGGAUUAGAAUCAAGGGACGUUUUGCUAAGAUGGACAGGACCUGGUCCUCGUAUCCAAUUCUGUUGACCGUCCUCUUUUUCUUGGUGCACCACUUCGAGCUCCACUCAUCAAGAAGCAUCAAACCAAAUGCAUUGAAUAAAUGGGGUAUAAAAGGGUCGAGAGCUAGGUCGGUUGCCUUGCUUCAUGAUAUCAAUUGAAGAGCGACAUUCGUAUGUCUUUCUCAUAUGUAUGACAUAUUUUAUCACGAGAAGUAGUAACUGAUGGUGUAAAAUGAGUUCAGUUGCAGCAUCGGCCGUCUCGCUGCUAAUCUCAUGCAAUAUCGGCACUUUUUCUUACUGUACUUAAGCAAACUAGAGAGUCGUUAUCAGAAUCAAUGUAAUUUAUAGAA
Messenger RNA from Syzygium oleosum, 1618 nucleotides. RefSeq names its product zinc finger protein CONSTANS-LIKE 13. Gene Ontology annotation, molecular function: protein binding; zinc ion binding. The coding region runs from base 180 to 1427 and encodes 415 amino acids. The record is from RefSeq and is a predicted model, not a curated record. The transcript has 6 exons. Lineage: Eukaryota; Viridiplantae; Streptophyta; Magnoliopsida; Myrtales; Myrtaceae.